GCACCGCGGGGCAAGCUUGCAGCAGCGGAGCGCGCGACACCCUUUGGCAGUGCCGGCGCCAGCGAGGGGGAGCAGGUCCUCAUCCUCAGCUCUCCCCAACCUGCUGCGGAGCACGAGCAUGGCCACGGAGACGGAGUGGAGCUGCCCCAUCUGCGGCGAUGCUCGAGAUGACGUCUCUUACGCGAUGCCCUGUCGCCACCAGUUCUGCCUGGGCUGCAUCCUGCGUUGGACAGAGGUGAAACCAGAGUGCCCACUCUGCAGAAGACCAGUAGAGAAUGUCAGGUUUUCUGUGCUGGGCGAAGACGACUAUCUACAGUGUGUUGUCGCACACCCCGAAGAGUCGCCAGAUGCCAGCAGGCAGGCGGGCAGCGCUCCCGGUCCCCUGCCCGAAAACAGCCCCCAUCACCCUGCGGCGUCCCCUCCGUCAUCUCCGCAGUGGAUACUGUCCCCGGCUGAGCCGGGGGCUGCAGAGCCGGAGGACGUGGGUGGCCUCCUGCCUGUGGUCUGGGCGUAUCUUUUCCAAAGACGACAGCACCUCCUCGAUCCCGUGCUGCCCUGGCUGCGCCAGGAGCUGGAGGCAAUAUAUGGGGCACGGUGGUGGGAGGCAAAGACUGCAGAGAACAGCAUCCUGCAUACCCUGUGCAUCCACGGUCCGGAUGAAGAGGUCAUGCUCCAGAUGCUGGAGCCUCUCCUUGGGCACUAUACAACAUUAGUGGUCUAUGGCAUCAUGGGUAUCAUUGAGGGUCAGUGCAGCGAGGAGGCCUGGAGGCUGCUGUGCCCCCAUGCUGCCGGGGAGGAAGGCAACAGCCCUGCGGCCGGCUCCAGCUCCUCCAGCUCCAGCUCCUCCAGCCCCAGCUCCUCCAGCCCCAGCUGCACCGGCUCCCAGGAGGGGACUCCCACCGCUCAGCCGAGCUCCUCCAGCAGCCCGUCAGGGGCAGAGCAGGAGCAGCCCCGGGAGGAGCCGGGGCAGGAGGCGGCGGCAGGUCCCUCUGCCCAGGCCGUCCGUGGCCCCCCACGCCCCUCCAUCGGCCAAGGGCGCCCAGAGCCCCAGGGCCAUGUCGGCAUGGGAAAUCCUGCUCCCGCAGGAAAUCCUGCUGCAGCCACUGAAAUGGAAGAGGUUCUGACAAAGCCCGAAAAGGAGGAGAAAAGGGAGAAAGGGAGGAGCAAAGGGAGGAGCCCAGAAGCGGCGACCAGCCCCGGAGAGUCCAGCGGCAGGGGCCUUGGCCCUCACGGCGGCCGCCCGUCUCAGCGGGAGAGCCGUCAGCAGCGGGUGCAGGGCCUUUGCGAAGGGGAACGUGCCAAAUAA
Molecule: messenger RNA, 1306 nt
Organism: Aquila chrysaetos chrysaetos
Lineage: Eukaryota; Metazoa; Chordata; Aves; Accipitriformes; Accipitridae
Product: E3 ubiquitin-protein ligase Topors-like
Exons: 3
Coding region: 119-1306 (395 amino acids)
Biological process (GO): protein monoubiquitination; protein polyubiquitination
Molecular function (GO): ubiquitin protein ligase activity
Source: RefSeq, a predicted model, not a curated record